Microthlaspi erraticum is the source of this 657-nucleotide messenger RNA. NCBI's taxonomy places the organism in Eukaryota, Viridiplantae, Streptophyta, Magnoliopsida, Brassicales, Brassicaceae. The record is from the annotation of a GenBank genome assembly.
AUGACCACUCGCCGGAAAAAUCACAUCUCCAAGCCAAAUCCAAAAUAUAACUACUCUGCCCUCUUAGCGACCUCCUUCCCAACUGAGCCAAGGACCCUCAACCAAGCACCCAAGGACCGGCGAUGGAGAGGCGCCAUGUCCACUGAAAUUGAUGCAUUUGCUGUUAAUCGUACCUUUAAUUUAGCGCGGCUCGUUGCCAAAGGAUACAACCAGGAGCAUGGAUCUGACUAUAUCGGCACCUUCAGUCCAGUGGUCAAAGGCACGACCAUUCACACUGUUCUUGACAUCACCGUCUCCCGCUCAUGGCCUCUCUUACAACUCGACGUCAACAAUGCCUUUCUCCAAGGCACUUUAACGGAGGAAGUUUAUAUGGACCAGCCUCCAGGGUUUGUCGAUGCUGAUCACCCUGAUUAUGUGUGUCGCCUCAACAAAGCGGUUUACGGAUUGAAACAAGCACCCCGCGCCUGGUACACCGAACUCAGCACUUUUCUUGUUAGUCUCGGAUUCACCAACUCUUUAGUAGAUACAUCUAUGUUUGUCUUGAAGACUGGCGUUGACUUUAUCUAUCUCUUAGUCUAUGUGGAUGACAUCCUCAUCACUGGAAGCAGCACACCAGGGAUCAAUCGAGUGCUUCAACAGAUAGCUGAGAGGUUCUAA